This is a messenger RNA of Acanthosepion pharaonis, 639 nucleotides long. NCBI's taxonomy places the organism in Eukaryota, Metazoa, Mollusca, Cephalopoda, Sepiida, Sepiidae. The record is from the annotation of a GenBank genome assembly.
AUGGUCAAAGAAAUAAUGAAAAGGGAAGUUGCCAACAUUUUCGUAGUUGACUGGAACACGGGGGGUAAAGGAAUUUUGUAUCACCAAGCUGUUGCAAACGCACGUCUGGUGGGUGCUGUUGUAGCCAGCAUCAUAAAGACACUUCAGGGUGAUUUUCAUGCUUCUAUGAACACCUUCCACCUAAUUGGCCACAGUCUGGGGGCACAUAUUGCUGGUUAUGUAGGGCAAGCAGUAUCAGGACUUGGACGCAUAUCAGGUCUUGAUCCAGCGGGUCCAGGCUUCGAGGGAACAGAUGAUCAAGUCAAGUUAGAUUGUUCAGACGCCCAGUUUGUUGAUAUAAUCCAUACAGAUCCAGGCUGUCCAAAUGCACUUUAUUCACAUGCUGUCAAUCUUUUGCAAGGAAACAUCAGAGAAUUAGUGAGUGGAGUGCUGUGUGAUCAUUGGCGUGCUGUAGAUAUCUAUCUGUCAUCUAUUAAUGAAUGCAACUUUUAUGCCUGCCGGACUGCAUCAGUGCACAGUGCCAUCUGGGGCCACUGCAAUACCAAAGUUUCCAAAGAAUUUGUCAUGGGAUAUGAUGCACAAGUUACUCCUCCAGGAAUUUAUUAUGCAAAAACAAGCCGAAAAAGACCCUUUUGUUGA